GAGGAAUGAACCAUAUAAAUCUAGUCCAACUUCACACACCUGUGUCGUCAAGACUAGCGAAACAUGUCAGGUAAAAUAGACACGUCGACGUUGCUCUUCGACGUCCCGCCGGUGCUGAUGGGGUCUUUCUGUAGACUGAUUGACAGCGGGGUCGACGGUCUGGGAUGGAGAGCUGUAGGUAAAAAAACAAAACGCACAUCUUUUGCUGUGAAAGUUUUUCAACAGGAAAACAAAGCUAAUUGGAAGGCGUUGUGGGGAAAAUUCACCAAAGAAAUUGAAGUUCUACAACUCUACCAGCAUCCUAAUAUCUUGGAGUUAUGGGGCAGCUUUUCAGAGGCAGAUCGCUUCUGUUUAGUUUAUCCGUACCUUCAUAACGGAUCAUUGUUCCACAGGCUUCAUGAGGAAGUUCAGAGUUCUCUAUCAUGGCAGGAAAGGCUGAACAUCAUCAAAGGCACCGCAAAGGCAAUCCACCAUCUACACACUGCACAACCGUGCGUGGUUAUUUGUGGAAACAUUACGAGUUCAAACAUACUCUUGGAUGAGCACCUGCAGCCCAAAUUAUCAGAUUUUGGAUUAGCUCAUCUCAGACCGCACUCUGUCGAUCAGAGCUGCACUAUCGUCAUGGAUACAGCCUCCCAUAGCAACCUUGGCUAUCUCCCAGAGGAGUACAUCCGCGAUGGCAAGCUAUCAAUCAAACUUGACGUUUAUAGCCUUGGGAUGGUUAUAUUAGAGACCUGUACAGGACAAAAGGUGAAACAGGAGUCAGCAAAAAAUCUGUUUUUGAGAGACGUACUGCAUUCAGAGUUUGAGGAAAAAAGCUCUGUGGAUGCCUGUCUGCGGUUUUUAGAUCCCAAAGUUGAGCACUGGCCUACUGCGGUGGCACUUUGUCUGCUCCGAAUCGGACUAGAGUGCACAGGCAGCAAAAUGCGAGUCAGGCCGAGCAUGGAAAUGGUGCUUCAGAGACUAAACCAACUUCUUCCCAUGCCUGCACUGCCUGAGGACCAGCCGCACACUCUAGAUGAUACGAUCCCUCUUCAGCGGCCAUAUAAUGGCCUUAGUCAGCGUCUAAGCUUUCCCAUUGAAUUUGAUGAAAUGUACAGCCCACUGGAGGAACCGCUACCUCCCAGAGUUCCCAAUCUGGCAGAGCCCUGCGAGUGCAGCCAGUCUGAGGUCACUUUCUUGAGUGUUGGAGAUCCCAACUUGUCGCAUUCCCUCAGGGAAUGUCUUCAGGAAAAUGACAGAGUGGUUUCAGCAUCACAAAGUCUGCAGUCAGACUCUGCAGCUUGCCUGGACUUAUAUGGGAGCUGGCCUGUGGAGUGCAGCUGUAGCACUGGAACCGAAGUGCUGGGAUGUGAGGACUGCUGUGCGAAUGGCUUCAGUCAGUCUGUUUUAUAUGUAACUCUAGACGAUGAUGCCCAGCCCUCUCAGAAUAGCAUCACGAAUCCAGCAAAAGAGAAAAUAAAGAAUAAAAUUAAUCUGUACAACCAGGGGUUAAUAAAAACUGAAGAACUUCUUUCGCUUAAAUCAGAGUGAAUCAGCAAGGUUGGACAUCUCGAUAAAAAAAAUCAGCAGUGGGUAGUGUUGAUGCUCAUUUUGUAUAAAUGUUUGUUUUUU
Molecule: messenger RNA, 1614 nt
Organism: Sinocyclocheilus rhinocerous
Lineage: Eukaryota; Metazoa; Chordata; Actinopteri; Cypriniformes; Cyprinidae
Gene: irak3
Product: interleukin-1 receptor-associated kinase 3
Exons: 10
Coding region: 64-1533 (489 amino acids)
Biological process (GO): protein phosphorylation
Cellular component (GO): plasma membrane
Molecular function (GO): ATP binding; protein kinase activity
Source: RefSeq, a predicted model, not a curated record